GACUCCUUUAAGAAGCCGCUUUAAUAAACAAUGAGCAUCUCAUAUUGACAGCAUGACAUCAUCACCGCUGUUUUUCCUAGACGGAGGCAACAUGCACGGAGGAUGCUGGGACCAUAUUGACCGAGGAGGAGGAUGCACCAUCCGCCAAAUGUUCUGAUUACGAUACACUAAUUUAAACGUGAAGCGUCUGAGAUUCGGCGUCGUUGAACGGUUUUAUAUUUCCAGCGUAGACCAUUUAUAAAAGUGUGUCGCUGUGUGUUAAAUAGGAUUAUUUGGCAGUGCAUAUCCAGUAUUGCCAAACCUACAGUGACUGCAAACACAGAAUGGGCUGGAUGUGCAUUAUUGGAGUGGAGUGAACCCGUUUUAUCGGCUUUAAUUGGGGCUUGGUUCGAGGACUGGGCUGAAUCGUCUCGUCUGGUUUCAUUCACUGGUAUUGGAUGGGAAGGGCUACGGAUGGACAUUAAAUAAAGGCUUAAAUAUUGUCGGUAGAGCUCUCCGAAACAAAUUCCACUGCACCGACUGACACCCGUUCUCUCUGUCCGCGCGCCCGGCGGGAUGCGGCUGCGCGCCGAGGAGCUCUCCAAGCUGUUGUGGUGCUGACGGGGCUCUGAGCGAACGCGACGCGAGCAUGGCUGCGGGGAAGUUGCUGCUCUACGCCGGUCUGUCUCUGUCCCUUUGCGCGCUCGGGAUGCUGGCCGUGGCUAUCUGCUCCGACCACUGGUACGAGACGGACGCCCGGAGGUACCGAGAGCGGUGCCGAAGUUUCUCCAGCCGCCGGAAAGACCCUGGCUUUAUUUACAUCCCCAACAAUAGCCUCCCUCUGCGGGCGAGCCGCUCGCGCCUGGACCGCUGGGAGGAAAAGCUGCUGCUGGCGCGGAACAGACGGCAGCUGUUCGCCAUGAGCGCCGCUGAUGAGUGCAGCAGGCAGUAUAACUCCACCAACAUGGGCCUGUGGAGCAGAUGCCAUCGGCUUGGAUUUGAUCAAGAUAUCGAGGACCUCAUUCGAAAAGGGUCCAUUGCAAGAUGCUCCUAUAUCAAGUACCACUACUCCUCGGCUGCAAUACCCAAGAAUCUCUCUUACAACAUCACCAAGACCAUUCGUCAGGAUGAGUGGCACUCUCUGCAUCUGCGGAGGAUGACGGCAGGAUUUAUGGGAAUGGCGGUGGCCAUCAUCCUCUUCGGCUGGAUCAUUGGGAUGCUGGGAUGUUGCUGGGACCGUGGCCUCAUGCAGUAUGUGGCGGGUCUGCUCUUCCUCAUGGGUGGCACAUUUUGCAUCAUUUCCUUGUGCACCUGUGUAGCUGGCAUCAACUUUGAGCUGUCCCGUUACCCUCGCUACAUAUAUGGCCUGCCAGACGACAUCAGUCAUGGUUACGGCUGGUCAAUGUUCUGCGCCUGGGGCGGUUUGGGCCUGUCCCUCAUCGCUGGCUUCUUCUGCACACUGGCGCCCUCUGUACAGCCGAUUCCUCGCUCCACGUGCCCCAAAUCCCGCCAAGAAAAUGGCACCGUAUGUUAAGGGAUGGGUCUGAAAAUCCCCAAGCCUACAUGUGCAGCUGGACAAUGGGGGACAAAACACAUUCAAAAAAGACCAUAACUGAAGAUUAAAAUCAUGUUCAUUUAGAAUCAUUUCUAAUCUCACCAACCAGGCCAUUUUUAACCAUGUGUGCGAAUCUACAACUGAGUGUCCCGAUCGUUUAAAAGAAAA
This is a messenger RNA of Carassius carassius (crucian carp), 1702 nucleotides long. Its product is annotated as transmembrane protein 178B-like. The transcript has 5 exons. The coding region runs from base 629 to 1513 and encodes 294 amino acids. NCBI's taxonomy places the organism in Eukaryota, Metazoa, Chordata, Actinopteri, Cypriniformes, Cyprinidae. The record is from RefSeq and is a predicted model, not a curated record. Gene Ontology annotation, cellular component: membrane.